GUGGGCGGGGGGCAGUAAUAGGCGGUCCCAGGGCUGCUACUCGCGGGCAUUCUUUGAGGAUCCACGGCUCUGCUGGUCGCUAUCAGACCCUCGAGUCGGUUGCUGUCUGACCUGCCCCCGCCCCCGCCCGCCUGGCCCGCUCCAGAGUCUUGGAUAUGGACCUUCAGUUCCUGACCUCCCUGUCUGUCCUGCUAUUGUCUGGAACAGGAGUCACAGACACCCUGAGGACCUCCCUGGACCCGAGCCUGGAGAUCUACAAGAAGAUGUUUGAGGUGAAGCGGCGGGAGCAGCUGUUGGCACUGAAAAACCUAGCACAGCUGAACGAUGUCCACCAGCAGUACAAGAUCCUGGAUGUCAUGCUCAAGGGGCUCUUUAAGGUGCUGGAGGACUCCCGGACAGUGCUCACUGCUGCAGGUGUGCUCCCAGAUGGGCCCUUCCCCCAGGACGAGAAACUGAAGGAUGCUUUCUCCCAAGUGGUGGAGAACACGGCCUUCUUCGGUGACGUGGUGCUGCGCUUCCCAAGGAUCGUGCACCACUAUUUUGACCACAACUCCAACUGGAACCUCCUCAUCCGCUGGGGCAUCAGCUUCUGCAACCAGUCGGGCGUCUUUGACCAGGGCCCCCACUCGCCUAUCCUCAGCCUGAUGGCCCAGGAGCUGGGGAUCAGCGAGAAACACUCUGACUUCCAGAACCCAUUUAAAGUAGACCGUACAGAGUUCAUCUCUAGCACUGACCCUUUCCAGAAGGCCCUGAGGGAAGAGGAGAAACGCCGGAAGAAAGAAGAGAAGCGGAAAGAGAUCCGAAAAGGCCCUCGGAUCUCAAGAUCACAGUCUGAGUUAUAGCCCUGGAGUGGCCCAGGGCUCAGGGGACCAGGAAGCGGCCAGUUGGGAGGAAAAGGAGAGUUCAGAAGCGUGACUGAUGGUGAGCACUGGCGCCUUCAGAGAGGAGGCCAGAGUCUGCUUGGCCCCUUGGGGCUGGCUCCGAGCCCCCGCUGAAGGGACUGAGCCACAGAGGGCUGGACUUCCUCCCAGGGACCUCACCAGAGGGGUGCCAAGAGAGCUUCCAGAGGGCGCUGUGCUGCAGACCUAACCCUGUGGAGAUGCUGGGGAAAGCAGGAGGGAUCCUGGGCUGGACUCCCCCCGCCACCACCGUGGGUUAGGACCGCUGGCCAGCUGGUGGCCGCUCCUCAUGGGGAGGCAGCAGAACUAGGCUCUGAGCCAUGUGCAGAGGAGUCAUGCCUGCUGCUGGCCCUGCUGUGUCACUGAGAUGCCAGGCACAGGUUCCAGCCCCCUGCAGAGACAAUAAAAGCCAGCAAAUGCUGGCUGACCAAGGCUGGUUUGGGCCCCAGGGAGAUGUGAGCCUCUCCAUGGAGCAGGUGAGGCGGGCCCGGGCAGGGGGGUCAGGGGCCCUCGGCUGUGGAGACCAUCUUAGAGAAUGUUCCGCCUACUCAGGAGGAGCCUCAGGCCCUGGCAGGGCAGCAAAGCAGAGGCUUGGCUUCGGCCUCCUAUUCCCUUCACAGCACCGUCCUUGAUGAGGGGUCAGUGUUGGGAAGGGACCAGAAGUAUCCUUCCUGGGAGGGUGUUUAGCCCAAGACAGUCUUGGAGCAGUCUGAUCUCUGUCCUUCGGUAUCAAGGAACAGUCAUUGAGCAGGCCCAGGGAAGAAUCAACUUGUCCUCUCUGGCAGUGCAGGGUGCCCCUGGGCCUAUUGGGGGCACUGUUGGGGGACAGGCUGCAGCUCUGCAGGAGGCUGUACUUUGUUGUGGAAGGGCUGCUCCCAGGGUGGAUAGGCCGGACAGCAAGCUCCCUGUGUCAGGAGGCCUGUAAGCAGAGACCAGGGCCAAGGGGGCCGGGAGCUGCAGAGGGACUCAGGCCCUGAGUAGGCAGCCGCCCUUCAGUCAUGCCCCUCCCAGGCAGAGAAGGGAGGGGCUCGGGGGGGGAAUUCUAGCUCAGUCUCUUGACUUUGCCAAGCCAGGGGAGAGACACACAGCUGUCCCCAAUAGCCCACCACUAACGGAGCCCAAGGGAGACCCAGGGUCCUAGCCCAUCAGACUUGCUGAGUGACCCUGGCCCACCCCUUCCCUGUGCUGCGGCUUCACUGGUGUAAUGAAUUUGAUAAUGCCUGAACCCUCUGCCCAGCCCUGAACUGCUUCUCUGAUGUUGGGGCCUGGCUUCUCAGUGACAGGAGCCCGUCUCUGAUGGUUCUUCAUUCAUCCCAAAAAUGUGGUGAGCACCCACUGUAUGCACAGCCAGAGAGAGAGGGACCCAGUCUUAGCCAGUCUUCACUUCUGUCCUAUUUUAGCACCUUUAUCCUCUGGGACUCUUCCUUCUACACCUUCACUUCUCUCCAUCUCAGUUGAUGCCUUCCUCUCUACUCCAAUGAGCCCACGUUUUCCCCUCUAACACCUUGAAAGGUAGAAACAGAACCACUUUGCCCUCCUCCCUGGGCAAGUCUAGCUGGGAGCUGAGGGAGCAGCUGCAGAGUGGGAGGCACUUUUCCCACUUACCUGACCUGGUGCUCAGGCAGCCCUCUGCAGUAGCUUACUGAGGCCCUGGGAUGGAAGGGCAUUGAACCAAAGUGAAAGUACGUGGUGUGGUGUGCCAGCAGACUACCCCGUAGUGUGGCAGCCCUGCAAGAGCCACUGAAUGGUAGAGCUGAAGGUGGCACUGUCCAGCUCAGCACCUGGCCAGAGCAGGGCAGCAGGGUUUGGUGUUCUGUUUCAAGGUGAGACUUCUAUCAUCUAUAUCAACUCUCCUGCACGUAAACAAUGAAAAGACCAUUUGUGUCUCCCCUACUCCCCCAGUAAGGUACUUUGCUAUACAUAUUGAUUAUAAAAUGUAAUUUUAAGUAACACUGAAAUGCCAAGAAGAAAGUAUGAUUCACCCUAAUCUCACCACUCUGUAACCAUAACUGAUGCUCACCUGUUGGACCAUCCAUCCUCUUCGCCCUCAUGUGCACACAGAUCACAUGUAAGUUUUCGGUUAUCAAUACAGUAGCUGCCUUGUAUGAGCUCUGUGUGUCGGGCCUUAUCCAUGUGCUGGCUUGCAGCAGCUCCUCCUGCCUCAGGGCCUUUGUCUGCAUUGUGUGUUCCCCUAGCUAUACCAGAUGCAGUUGUCACCACAGAAUUUGAGGUUUCCUCUUAAAUAUCAAUGUAUGUUUUCUUCAACAGACUGGAAGCUCUCAGAGGGCAGGAACUGUCUCUUUGCCUGCCACAGAGAUAUUCAAUAAAUACUGUCAAAUGAG
Messenger RNA from Dama dama (fallow deer), 3241 nucleotides. It is a transcript of the gene CCDC134, whose product is annotated as coiled-coil domain containing 134. Lineage: Eukaryota; Metazoa; Chordata; Mammalia; Artiodactyla; Cervidae. The transcript is spliced from 7 exons. Bases 156 to 842 code for a protein of 228 amino acids. The record is from RefSeq and is a predicted model, not a curated record.